This is a messenger RNA of Lathyrus oleraceus (garden pea), 780 nucleotides long. RefSeq lists its product as uncharacterized. Gene Ontology annotation, molecular function: nucleic acid binding; RNA-DNA hybrid ribonuclease activity. The transcript has a single exon. The record is from RefSeq and is a predicted model, not a curated record. NCBI's taxonomy places the organism in Eukaryota, Viridiplantae, Streptophyta, Magnoliopsida, Fabales, Fabaceae. Bases 1 to 780 code for a protein of 259 amino acids.
AUGGCACAAAAUUACGUAGACUUAGCGCCAUGGAGGUUGUACUUCGACGGUUCAAGACAUAAGCAUGGAUCUGGGAUAGGAGGAGUCAUAAUUCCUCCAGAUGGAAUUCCAGCAAAGUUUAAAUACAGAAUCGAAGGGGUAUGCACAAAUAAUGAAGCAGAAUAUGAGUCACUGAUCACAGGACUUGAACUACUGCUAGAAUUGGGGGCAAGGAAUGUCGAAAUUAUGGGAGACUCGGAGUUAGUGAUUAAGCAAGCAUCGAAAGAAUAUAGGUGUGUUAAAGAAAAUUUGAUCAUGUAUUUUGUGGUUACCAUCAGAUUACUCAAGAAGUUUGAGCAAGUCAACCUCCAUCACAUACCACGAAAAGAGAACCAAAGAGCAAAUGAUUUGGCGCAGGAGGCUUCAGGGUACAAAGCGGCGAAAGACCAGGAUGAAGAGGUCCAAGUAAGAGAGAAAGUACGAGCGACACUGUUAUCGCCAUCAGAUUUGUCUAUUAUAAAGUUGGGAGCCGUAGAUAAAUAUCAUUUUGAAAUUUUGACCGUCGACGACGAGAGGGAAAGUGAUUGGCGUAAACCGCUAGUCGAUUAUUUACGUAAUCCUGUAGGGUCGACAAAUCGAAAGAUAAAAUACAGGGCCCUUAGCUACGUUUUGAUGAAUAAUGAACUAUUCAAAAAGACAGUUGAAGGAGUGUUACUAAAAUGCCUGGGAGAAAGCGAGGCAUAUGUGGUUGUGUCUAGCGUACAUAGUGGAGCGUGUGGGGCGCGCAUCAAGCGGGGUUGA